Tricharina praecox is the source of this 1836-nucleotide messenger RNA. RefSeq lists its product as uncharacterized. The coding region runs from base 158 to 1567 and encodes 469 amino acids. NCBI's taxonomy places the organism in Eukaryota, Fungi, Ascomycota, Pezizomycetes, Pezizales, Pyronemataceae. The transcript is spliced from 4 exons. Gene Ontology annotation, molecular function: alpha-1,3-mannosyltransferase activity; GDP-Man:Man(1)GlcNAc(2)-PP-Dol alpha-1,3-mannosyltransferase activity. The record is from RefSeq and is a predicted model, not a curated record.
GCGACCUGCACGCAACCACUCUACCCGACGCUAACUACCUAGUGCGAUACGUUCCACAGAGCCGCCAUCUUCGCGUGUCAUCAUCGUUUUUGAAUUCGCUCUGCUCUUUGUUACAGCUCUCUAGAGCUCCCCCCGUCCGCCAAACACGAUCCCUCGAAUGGCUUCCAACCACCCACCUCAACCAGCUAUGCUGCCUUCACCACUAAGCCCACUACAGAAGAGGAAACGAAUCCUCUUCAUCCAUCCUGAUUUGGGAAUUGGAGGUGCUGAGCGGCUCGUCGUGGACGCUGCUGUCGGGUUGCAAGACCGAGGCCACAGCGUUACUGUCUAUACCUCUCACUGUGAUUCUCGACACUGUUUUGAUGAAGCCCGAAAUGGAACCUUGACCAUCCGCGUCUCGGGCAACUCGAUAGUCCCUCGAAAUAUUCUCGGUCGAUUCAACAUCCUCUGCGCAAUCCUUCGCCAGCUCCAUCUGGUCGCUUCGCUGAUCCUCUCGAACGAGAUCUCUAACUACGAUUGUCUCUUCAUCGACCAACUCUCCGCCUGUAUUCCGUUGUUCUACUUGUUCGCACCACACAUUCCGGUGCUCUUCUACUGCCACUUUCCCGACUACCUACUCGCGUCCCGCACGUCCUUGAUCAAAUCGCUGUACAGGAUCCCCUUUGAUUGGAUCGAGGCAGUCACAACCGGGCUGGCUAGUACCAUUCUGGUCAACUCGAACUUCACUCGGGGUGUCUUCUCGACCGCAUUUCCCAGGAUCGAGCGGGUGCCUCACGUGGUCUACCCCUGCGUUGAUGUUACCGAGAGAAAAAGUGUCCUCAAGGAUGAUGAGCCUAGCUUUCUCGCCGGAGAUGGACGGAAGAUAUUGCUUUCAAUCAAUAGGUUCGAGAGGAAGAAGAACAUCGAGGUGGGCAUUAAGGCGCUUGCCUGCCUGUCGGAGGAAGAGAGGAAAAGGAUUCGAUUGAUCAUUGCGGGCGGUUACGACCCUCGUGUGCACGAAAACAUUUCAUAUCAUCAUGAACUUACCACCCUCUGCGAGUCUUACGGCUUCAAGCACAUCACCUGCAAGAACUUCAUAACGUCGCUUUCGAUCCCAGAAGACACGGACGUUUUGUUCUUGUUGUCCAUACCGGCCAGCUGGAAGGCAUAUCUCCUCAAGGCAUCCUCAUUGUUGUUGUACACUCCGGAGCGUGAGCAUUUCGGCAUCGUACCGUUGGAAGCUUUGAUUGCCGAGCUUCCGGUGCUCGCACAGAACUCUGGCGGUCCUCUGGAGACCAUCACAGAGGGUGUGACUGGCUGGAAUAGGCCCAACAACCCCGAAAAAUGGGCGGAAGUUAUCCGACAGGCCUUAUUCGAGAUGUCACCUACCGAGAUCAAGGCCAUGGGUAGGAAAGGUAGAGAGAGGGUUAUCCGCGAGUUCUCUAAGGAGAAGAUGGCGGAGAGGCUUGAAGCCGAGUUUGAUGCUGUGCCCCCAGUUAACGGCGGAAGGUUCUGGCGACUUCUACUCCUUGCAGGCGGGAUUGCGACGGCGGGUGUGGGAGCGGGCAUGAUGGUUUUUAAAUCGUAAGGGAUUGCUGAACGUGAUAUCUUCUUUUUCUUCUUCUCUUGUAUGUAUAAUAGAGUAGACUUCAUUUCUAUCUGUGCUGUCUGCUUGCCUGCAUUCUUUCAGCUUUGUAUUUUUAUGACCACUUUCCGAUACUUGAUACCUGGUCCGUGUAUGUUAGUUACUGUGUCCCUUAAUAUUCCCGGGGGUUCGGGGCCGGGGGAGUUAAAUGUCAUGAUGAGUGAGAGGUUGUGACCGCUACUGCGGGUAAAUUCAUGCACAUAGAAGGCGGC